This is a messenger RNA of Ceraceosorus guamensis, 14427 nucleotides long. RefSeq names its product acetyl-CoA synthetase-like protein. The transcript has 5 exons. Gene Ontology annotation, biological process: secondary metabolite biosynthetic process; amino acid activation for nonribosomal peptide biosynthetic process. The record is from RefSeq and is a predicted model, not a curated record. Gene Ontology annotation, cellular component: cytoplasm. Bases 1 to 14427 code for a protein of 4808 amino acids. Lineage: Eukaryota; Fungi; Basidiomycota; Exobasidiomycetes; Ceraceosorales; Ceraceosoraceae. Gene Ontology annotation, molecular function: catalytic activity; phosphopantetheine binding.
AUGUCGGCAUCCGUACGCACAAGAUUUCCUCGACUCGACCUUUGGCGGUUUCGAGAUGAUGAUGAGGUCUCGAAGCCCGUCGGCUAUACGUUUGCCGCACAGAUGGACUCCAACGGACCUCAGAGCGCGCUUCAGGCCAAGCAUAAAUUUGCAGCUUGGCUGAUGAGCUUGUGCGGCCUCGAAGAGGUCUGCUUCUCGUUUAGCUGCGUCUCAAAUUCCCAAAAGCACUGCUCGCUCAUACUCGCGACUUCUGAGGAAGCGAAUCCCACAGAAACCUGUGUGGCACUCAGCGAAACCGAGUCAGACGCAAGCUCGACGUCUAAAGAGCGGCGCACGGAUUUCGCUCUGAUAUACCAUGUUGACGACCCGCGCCCGCUGGAUGCUUCGCACACAUGCUGCGGGGUUGCGGUCCACUAUAAUGGGGAGAUUAGUAUGCAGCUCAAUGUUGCGCACGUCGACGCUCAAGCUGCACAAAAUAUCUUCCACGCAUUGACUCGCCACAUGUCGGGAUCUCAAAUCGUGCGAGCACCUGAGCUGUCCAUUCUCAAUCAUCCGAUGAAGUCCGGCGACUUGCCAUCUCCACUUCCCAUCGAUGAGGGCAGCGAUUUCGCAGGGGAAGUCGAGUUGCUUCACUCGGCGUUUGAGAGACGAGUUACAGAAUCACCAGAUCACGUCGCACUGUCUUAUCUUUACGAAGCAGGUCCAAGCCCUGUCUUUCGAGACCUAACGUAUGGCGAGCUCGACGCUCUCUCGAACAGGAUAGCAAUCGCUAUCCGCGAACACGUUAAGCGCCACCCUCUCACGGGCACCCAGACCGAGCAAGAGCCUUUCGUCGUGCCUCUCUUUUUAGGGCCGUCCAUCCAGAUGUACGCGGCUUACUUCGGAUGUCUAAAAGCUGGCGUCACGCUCUGUCCACUUCCACUCGACGCACCGGACGAGCGUCUGAGAGACAUUCUUGAUGAUUUUAGCCCCGUGAUUGGACUAUACAGCUCGGUCAUGGGCUGGAUGCCACAUAGAAUCAACGAACCGCAUGCGCGCACUCAAUGGCUGGAUCUGGACAAUCUGCCCGAUCAUGCGACGAAAGCAACCGAAUGGCCGUUGACAUCACCGCAUGACAUCGCCUACAUUUUGUACACAUCUGGGUCGACGGGAAAGCCAAAGGGAGUCCAGAUCAGUCAUCGCUCAGCCGCGUGCUCGAUCUCAGCACACGCACAAUCUGCACCGCUUCUGCCAAGAGAGGUGACUAGAUGGUUUCAGUUCGCAGCCCCAACAUUCGACCCGAGCAUCAUGGAAAUCUUUCUAUGCCUUGGGUCAGGCGCUACAUUGUGCUCGGCAAAGCGCCAGUUGACAUUGUCAGACCUCAAUGCCACUGUGGCGGCGUCUAGAGCGACGAUCAUGAUGGCUACGCCAAGCUUGGCUGGUCUUCUCGAUCCGCAGAGAAUUCCAACUCUAAAGUCUCUCUGGACCAUGGGCGAAGCGCUUGGACCCUCAGUGAUCGAUAAAUUUGCGUCGGAUAGCAAGACUUCCAACGGCGGAGGUCCGCAUGGUCUUUAUAAUGCGUACGGCCCGACCGAGGCUGCCAUCAAUUGCACACUUCUCAAGAUGAUGCCCGACUACCGAGGUACGAUCCUGGGCGACGCCCUCGAGUCGUGUUCUCUUUUCAUUGCAAGAGAGAUCUCAGGUCGUGCGCUCGAAGCUGUCGAAGCUGGCAUGACGGGAGAGCUGAUCAUCGGCGGGCCGCAAGUCAGCUCGCGCGGGUAUCUCAAGCGGCCCAGUGAGACUGACAAAGCGUUCACGAAGCACGGCGCGUGGGGAAGGGUCUACCGGACUGGAGAUCGCGCUAGGAUUGUUUGGCGAGAGGAUCAUCACCCUUAUGUAGAGAUACUCGGUAGGCUCGGAGGCGCAUCUCAACGCCAGGUCAAGAUCAAUGGCCAACGCGUCGAGCUGAGUGAUGUAGAAGCCAGCAUUCUCAAAGCCAUCAAGCGAGAUGACGCUAGCCGCGAUGUUCACGCCCUUCACGCAUUGCUCGCGCACGGAAAGCAGCUGGUCGCAGUCGUCAUAUGUCCAGCUCUUUCAGGUGUCGAUUCGCCGAGGGAGAAAGUCGUGCAAGGCGCUCUCAGAGCAGCAGCCAACAGCGCUCUUCCCCCGUUCGCCCGGCCCAGCAGGUUCAUCAUCCGCAAGGACGAGUUACUCUCUGCAAGCGGCAAGCUCGACUCGCGUGGUCUCAUAGCGUUUGCCGAAGGCGUGCUAGAAGAUCUGCCAAGCGCUCUCCCAAAUAGCACUGAACCAUCUGAAGAGGGAGGAGACGACGCCACGACAUUUCUGCUCAGCGCGCUCAGCCGUGUGCUGGAUGCACGUGGCGGUGCACAAACGAGACUAUCUUCGAACAGCUCUAUCAACGCAGCCGGUCUCGAUAGCCUCUCGGCCAUGAAGCUGCUCGACCUGACCCGCGACCACGAAGUGCUACGGCACCUGUCUUUGGCGGUGCUUUUGAAUCGCACUGAAUGUACAGUCACACAGGUCGUCGAUGCCUGCAAGCAGGAUCCCGCCCGCAAGGAGGAGGGCAUCGAAAAGAUGCUAAGCAGCUUUGACGCGCGUCAUCGCGAGCACUGCGUCCACGCACUUGGCGGAGUGGCUGUCACCUCUGUUCUGCCCGUCACACCAACCCAGGCUGGCAUUUUGGCAAGCUUUUUGAGACGAAGAUCGUAUAUUCAUCAUUUUCCGUACCAACUUGCCUCCGACAUCGAUGUCGACAGACUCUCGAACAGUCUUGAGCUGGUUGCUGGCCAGCACGAGGCGCUCCGCAGCACGUUCAUACCAGUAGACGACGAGCUGGCCCCCUUUGCUCAGUGUGUACUGGCACAAGAAGUGUUGCGACCCGACACGCACGCGCUGCUGCCCUCCGACCUCUCUCCCACGCUGCUUUACGAAAAGGUCAACAAAGAGAUGCAGCUGGAAAAGCCUCCGGUCAAAUUCCAUUGGCUGAAGGAUGCUCACACUUUGGUGGUUUCGCUUCAUCAUGCCAUCUUCGAUGGGGGCUCGCUUGGCUUAUUUCUUGAGGAUGUCGAGCGUGCUUACAAGGGUUUGAGCGUUGUCAAGCGACCCGGACCAGCAGCAGCGUCUGCAGAGCACCUCGGCGCACAUCUGGACGCGGCAUCGACCCUACAGAUCGAAGACUUUUGGAAGAAGGAGCUGAAGGGAUUUGAAUCGCAACCGUUCACAGAUGUGGCGGGCCGCAAACCCACUGCAUCUUCGCGCCUCGGGCUGUGCGACGCUACAGAGAUAUUCACAAAGGCCGACGCGAGUGGUCUUCAAGACAUUUCAUUGGAGGACCUUUUCCAGGCAGCCAGAGCCUAUGGAAGCACUCCACUGGCUAUCGUACAGCUCGCCUGGUGCCUCAUUCUAAACUCAUACUCCGAGAGCGCUUCGCGAGAUGUUGCGUUCGGUAGUGUAGUGUCCGGACGCAUCGAAAGCUGGGCGAGAAAGUGCGCCGCUCCCACAUUCGCAACUCUGCCGGCCCGUCUAGAUCUUGAUGCUACAGACUCUAGGGGCACCAUUGCAGGGGCCGUCCAGAACCUUGCAGCUCAAGCGCAAAGAGCGCUGAGUCACAGUCAGAUCAAGCUCGGGUCUAUCGUCACUCAGGAUGGGGCACUUCCAUACGACACCCUGCUCGCUCUGCAGCUUUUUGAAGCAGAGCAAGGGCCCUUUCUCGGUGGAGAAGAGCUCCCGCCGCCGCCCAUGGAUAAUGAUUUCGCUGUCAUGAUUGAAGUAUGGCCAGGCACUGCGGUGCGCUCGUUGCGCCUCCGUGCAACGUACAAGACUUCUCUUCUUUGCUCUGAAAGCUCCAAAUUGAUACUCAGGCAAUUGCACGGUCUGCUGCAAGUAAUCUGUGGCCGCAGCAAGAUGCUAGACGCGCGCGAAAGCCCUCUUUCGACUCUCACCUCAGAUUUGACGAACGCUGUGCCAUCAUUAGCUGCCCGAUGCAUCGGCAGACACGUCGAAGAGCUACAAGGUGACAAUGCAUUUCUUCAUGCCGGGUUCGAACAACAAGCAGAAGCACAUCCGGAUCGACCAGCGUUGAUCUUCAACCGACAAGCAGGUCCAGGUUCACAAGAAGUUGUGACGUAUAGGGAACUCGACGCUCUGGCCAACUUCUGGGCACGUCGUCUGAUUUCUGCCAACUCUGGAAAAACACUGGUCGAUCAAGCCGUGCCCCUCUAUGCAGUCAAGUCCAUCGACUUGUACGUUGGCCUUUUGGCGAUUCUCAAGGCUGGAGGAGCGUGGUGCCCUAUCGACCCUACCUUGCCUGUCGCUCGCAAAGUCAACCUUGUGCUGCGUUGCGCAAGUCCAAUCGUAGUGGUUGCAGGCGAAGUGGCGGAAGACCGGCGCUUCGAGCAGUUGAUGAAGAACCGAGAAGUCGCUAAUCUCGUCAAGCACGUGGUGACAUGUGAUGGCCACGUGGGACGAAGCGAGGCUAUAGGUCAGUCGUUGAGCUCGGCUGGAAGCCCCGUCCCUCGUGCGCAUGGCGCGCGCUCGCCACGGCAGCUCGCAUACCUCAUCUGGACUAGCGGUUCGACAGGUGAACCCAAAGGGGUCUUGAUCGAACACUUGGCCGCGUCCAUGGCGAUGCGAUCUUUACAAGCCUCUAUUCCACAUGGCGCGGAUCCGCCCCGCACUCUCCAGUUCUCCGCCUUCACCUUCGACGUCUUUGUACAGGAUCUCUUCUACACCUGGGGGCUAGGUGGCUGCGUCGUUGCUGCGCCGCAAGGUGUCAUGAUCGAUAGUCUGGCUCGGCUUGCGUCAGACUGUCAAGCCACUCAUGCCCAUCUGACACCAGCCUACGCAGCUUGUGUUUCACGCGAAGAAUGUCCCACUCUGCGUUACGUUACGAUGAUAGGAGAGAAGCUCAGCGAAGAAGUAGCGCUGGACUGGAGUGCAGGCGGCAAAAUCUAUGCCUUCAACACGUACGGCCCAGCGGAAAAUACAGUGGUAUCUACCUGGCGGCGCUUCACGCCCGAUGACGCCAUGAAGGCCCAGAAUGUAGGAUUUCCCUUGCCUAACACCUCAUGUCUGGUACUGCGGGACGACGGCCUGCCAGCGCUCCUUGGAGGGACUGGUGAACUUGCCUUGGGAGGUGUACAGGUUGCUCGAGGGUACUUGAAAGACGAGGCAAGAACGCGAGCCAAGUAUCCGACGACUAAACAAGAUGGUCGCAUCUAUCACACAGGUGACAUGGUCAGAAUGCUACACGACGGUAGUAUCGACUUCAUCGGCAGGCAAGAUGAUUUGGUCAAAUUGGGAGGCAUUCGUGUUGAGCUCAGCGAGAUCAGUCAUGCUUUGCGUGAAUGUCACCCUGUGGUAAAGCAGAUCGAGACCAUGCUUCUUGCAUCAGGAGAGGAAAAUCAGGCGGCCAAGGUCAUUGUUAGCUUUUUCGCCUGCCCCAGUCUCGGAGAUGGCAAGACAACAACAUCAGUCCAGGAUGCCGUGCUGUCCGCGGCCAAAUCGCAAGUCGCCAAGCACCUGCCUGACUAUAUGCAUCCAGCCCACUACAUUUUGGUUCCAGAAAUUCCGCGCUCUGCUUCCGCCAAGACCGAUCGAAAAGGUCUUGCAGCAGUAUUUUCGAAACACUUGGCUCGGGCGGUGAUCCAAUCAGGAAAACAUCAGACUUCGCAAUCAGAGCAGAUCGAUCUCAAGGAGCCGGCCUCGACCGUGGCUCAGUGUCUCGCCGAGGUGGUUGGAUCAAGCUCUCUUCCCAAGGACAUCUCCAGGCUCGCCAACGCGACCUCUCUGCGCGCGUCUGGCUUGGAUUCGAUUCGAACGAUUCGAUUAGCAGUCAAGCUACGCUCAGCCGGUCUGAAGUCCCCGCCCGCUGUCGAAUUGAUGCGCUUGAGGACGUUCACGCAACUCGUUGUUUUGGUGGCCAAAGUCAACGGGCUCACGGACCAGAAGCUUGCAAUAGCAAAAGGAGACGCCACCGGCUUCGACGCUGCAACAGAACACAAACGCGCGCUCGAUCGCUUCAGCGACAAGUGGAAGCGAAGCGCAGAAGCCACACUGGUUGAACAGCCUGGUGAUGUAACGUUGUCAGGCCAGAAACCCUUGCUCCAAAACCUCCUGCCAUGCACGCAUUUGCAGCAAUCUCUUCUCCUGCAGACUCAGAAAGAGGUGCAAGCGUACUGGGGCAGCACGGCGAUCAAGCUGGGUAGGACAGAAGCAGCUUCAGUGAAACGAGCCUGUUUGGCAAUAGCGAGUCGAAUAGACGUGCUUCGAACCACAUUCCUGCCAACCGCAUUGCUCGGCAGCAGCGACGCGAACCUAUCAGGUGGUUUCGUGCAGGCUGUUCUCUCGCCUAGCGCCUUUAAUUUGGACUGGACCUGCUGCAUGACAAACUCUGAUGCUGAGCUGGCACGGCUUGUCACUGAACGUUUGGAAUCUGUUUCGCGGGCGCGACAUCCAUUCUUCGCAGGAAAGCCGGGAUGGGCGGUGACGUUCAUCAGUGGUGCCGACUCGACCACGUAUCUGCUCUUCACCAUGCAUCACGCUCUGUACGACAAACAAAGUAUGGAGCUGAUACUGUCCAGCCUUGCCUCGGAGCUUCAAGCUUCGAAAGCUCCUGUAAGCGUUCCAUCGCUCCACGAGACUCUCGCACAUCUUCCACGCUCCUCGAUUUGGGCGCUUAGCGACAGCGAGCUUGGCCAUUGGCGCCAGCUUUGCGACCGGUACGCAUCUCAUUGCUUGCCGUGGUCGUUGCCUGAUCUCACAGGCUCGGCACGGAGAGCUCACGGACGCGCUCCGAGAAUGUACCACGUCGCAUCUCCGCUGCAGCAGACGGCUGCCAUGGAUCUGGUCGCGGCAAGAGCAGACCUCCCGUCCGUGGCGACGAUCAUUCAGGCGGCGUAUGGCGCGAUCCUAGCACACUACCUCGACCAAGCUGCCGUUCUCAUAGGUACCACUGUAAGCGAGCGCGUCCACGCGGCGCAGCUGGACAGCGCGAUCGCACCCCUAAUCGCUACCGUGCCCUUUUUCGUCGAGAGCAGCGGGAAAAUCGACGAGGCCUUGGCAUCUCUAUCGUCACAGUGGCGCAAUUCGCUAACAAAUCGGCAUAUCUCUGCCACUUCCGUGCGCAAAUUGCUCUCCUGGCCUGCGGAUCAACCACUGUAUGCGGGGGUGUUUGUUUUGCAAGUGGAGUCGGACGAAAAAUCGCAGGCAGCAAAGGUGCAAGAGCAUGAUUUGUCGAACGCAGGGGCCUUGCAAGUGGAGCACGCGCUUGCACUCAACGUCUAUACAUCAGAGAGCGGCAAAAUCAAGAGGAUGAUUCUGUCUGCUUCAGCAGAUACUUUGUCCGCCGCGCAUCUUGACGUCAUGCUUCAGCAAGUUCUUGGCCUGAUGAACGCAAUGUGUUCUGCAUCGGCUGGAGCAGACAUGCGGGCGUUGAUCAGUGCGUUGCCUACUUCGAGCUUGUCCAUCCAGCAUUUGUCUCCAGCCGCGCGGUCCAGCCAAUCAACGCUCGCAAAGGCUCCACGCACGCAUCCCUGCUUCUGGAUUUCUCACUAUGCAAGGACACAGCCCGAGUGGAUAGCUGCCGAGCAGGUGGUUGGUCCGCUAGAUCAAGUAACGGUGACAGAUGCUUCACAAAAAGACUCUUCAGUCCUCAGAUGGACUUACAAGAUGUUGGAUCAGGUUUCAGACUCGUACGCGUCUGCUUUGCUGGAGCGACUCGGCACGGCUUCAGGCAGAGUGAUCGGUCUAUGUAUGGGCAGGACGCUUGAGGCCUUCGCAGCUGUCUUGGCGAUUUUCAAAUUGGACGCCAUCUAUCUUCCCAUUGCGGAGGACCUACCCGGAGAGCGCAAGCUCACCUUGCUGCAGGACUCGCAAGCGGCGUGUAUCUUUACGUCUGACGGCCUUCUCGACGGCGUAGUUGAUGGCGCACGCAGUGACGCCUGGGUCGUAGACGUCGACGGUGUGGAGUGGCGAGCUGUCUCUGCUGGACCUGCGAGGGCUGUCGACCUUUCCGACGAGGGCGGCAAAGGCGGAUACCUCCUUUACACGUCCGGAUCAACGGGCAAACCGAAAGGUGUGCUUGUCAGUUCUGCUAAUCUCUCUGCCUAUGUGGAGGGUUUCUAUGCCGUCCUCAAGUUCUACUCGAAGCGAUCGUGCGACUUGGCUGGCAGAGGAAAGUAUCUCAACUUGGCCAGUCGUGCUUUUGAUCCCCACUUGUCUCAGAUGUUCAUGGCUUGGCGACUAGGAUACGCUGCUACCACUGGGCCUCGAGCCGAUCUCCUCGAGGAUCUGUCCCAGACGGUGACUAGGCUGCAAAUCACGCACAUAGGUAUGCUUCCCUCGCUCCUCGAGCAAGCUGGACUGACUCCAGAGAGUGCGCCCAGCCUUGCAGUCGUAAGCGUCGGGGGAGAAAAGAUCACUCCAUAUGUCCUCGACAAGUGGGGCCGCGAGAGCGGGACCGGUGAAGUCGACGGGCAGCAAGCCCUCGUACUGAAUCUUUACGGCCCCACUGAGGUCACAAUCGGCUGCACCAUGGCGUGUGUUUCACGCGAUUCGAGCCCACGCAAUAUCGGCUAUCCUGUCGGCAACGCCUCAGUAGUAGUCCUAGUACCAGGCACCAGUCACGUUGCCGCGCGAGGCGAGCAAGGAGAACUCGUACUUUUGGGAGAUCUCGUAGCUCUGGGCUACCAUCACAGACCAGAUCAAGGAGGUUUCGUCAUUCUCACUCUGCCCGACUCUUCGAAGCAUCGAGCUUACCGUACUGGCGACAUGGUACGGAUGCUUGCGGAUGGCACGAUCGACUUUCUAGGCCGCACUGAUGAGCAGAUCAAGAUUCGUGGGCAGAGACUUGAGCUCGGCGAAGUAAGCGAGACUGUCAGAAGAUGCGCCUCAGCUCUCGGCUAUUUCGUUCAAGCGGCUGCAGCAUACAUCAAACACCCAUCUCUUCCUGCACCGAGGCUCUGGGUGCAUCUUUGCGUCGACAGAGAAGCGCAGUGUAGUCAGAAAGAGCCCAUCGAGAUGGUAGACCAUGAAAGCGACUCACAGCUCGUCACCUGGGCUCAUGUUGAGCUGGUAAAGGCUCUACGCAGCGAGUUGCCAUCCUUCAUGAUCCCCACUCCGAUCGUGUAUCGCCGAAUGCCUCGCCUGCCGUCGGGAAAGGUGGACAUCAAGCGAGCCAAUGCUCAUCUCUGCCAGUCUCCAAUUGGACGCCUCUUGGAGCCGCUCGGUCCUCCAGACACAAAAGCCCAGCAACAACAAUCCGGCGCAGACGACCUGACGUACGAAGAAUCGCGCAUUGUCGACAUGAUCGCAUCGGUUAUGGGCUCUUCACCGCAGACAGGUACAGCGAAAGUAACCGGCAGUAGCAGCGUUUUCGAGCUUGGGAUCGACAGCUUGAGCGCGCUAGGUCUCUCUCUGAAACUUCGACAAGAGCUGCACUUGGAUGCAAGCGUCGCAGCCGUGUUUCUGGCCGAGACCGUCUCUGGGUUAGCCGCUCUGCCACCUCUUGCAUUGACCGAAUCUCGGACCGUCGAACAUCAGCAACUACAACGCGAACAUGCUUUCAAUGCCGCGGCUGAGAGGUACGUUCUAGAUCGGAUUGGCGGCAAGAAUGGAGAGGCGCCUCUCGCUAGCAGCAUCACGAGCGUGCGACGGGCAAUGCCUUUACAAGAAGCGCUUGUUGCUUUGACGAUGAUGGCAAGAGAUGCGGGCGAUCUCAAUCUCCCUUACAUCAGCCACCACGCCUACUCUCUGCGCGGGGGAGAUGAGAGCGCUGGUAUAGAGCAUGUUGUCGAGGCAUGGCGCCAAGUCAUCACAGACAGCGAUCUCCUGCGCACCUGCUUCAUGGAUGGCCCCGAGGCAAACGUCGUGCAGGUAAUCCUGGAACCCACCCCCGAGCUCUUGUCCCGACUGGUAGUCUCGAGAAAUGCUGACGACGGUGUGCCAUGGAGCUGCUCCGAAGCGGCGGCGUCUAUUUGUUCGAAUAUGGCAUCUGCGCCCCCCAUUCGAGUUGGCAUUGAUUGCUCAACCCGCCGCAUCCACUUAGCGAUACACCACUCUCUCUAUGAUGGCCAUACGCUUCCCAUUGUCCACCGUAGGGUAGAAACCAUUGCGGUCAAAUUGAGUCGCGGCCAACAGGUUGACAGCAAACCGAGUCUGAUUAGUUCAGCGUUCGAGGCUCGCGCGCUGGCUAUCGUUGCCAAAGCAAACGAACCUUCUGCUGUCGCUUUCUGGCGCAACCACCUGUCGGGCGUCCGCUACGCUUCCAGAAGCGCUCUUUAUUCAUCAUUCAGGCCGGUACCCAACGAUCAGGCGUCAGCUCAGAUCAAGUCAGAGUGUCGCCGCGUCGAAUUGGACCUAUCGUCGCUACUGGCUGCGCUUCAAGACAGAGCUGUGCACGAGCACAAGACGACCCUGGCCGUACUACUGCAGGCAGCGCUGGCCAUGACCCUAGCGUACCAUCAAAGUGACCGCGAUGUCGUGUUUGGCACUGUGCUCUCUGGUCGGGGUCCUAUCGCAGACGACGACGGUGGCAGUCUUCUGCCCUGCGUAACCACAAUUCCGUCACGAUUUGAUCUGAGGGAGGCACGCAGUGUCAAGCAAGUCGUCGAGAUCGCCAAGCGAUCUGUGCUGCGGACGUGGCCAUACCAGCACACUGCUCUUCGUAGGAUACAGACAGCUAUUGCUGCGCCACGUAGGCUGUUUGAGACGCUGUUCGCGUUCGAACAGCAUACAGUCCGCUCUCCGCUACAGGAUGCUGAGCUUCACUUACAUGCUGACGAGUCAGCAAGCGUCAUCGACUAUCCAGUCGCAUUAAACGUCGUCCAUUCUGGAGACUCGCAGUUGACGGCGGUCUUGGCCUUCAAGCCACAAGAACUCCGAGACGGCAUGCAUCAUGCAUUGUAUCUUGCUGAAAGUUUCCGCCACGUUCUCAGCGUCGUAGCGGACGCUGGCGAGCAGCCGACCCUGGAGGAAUUGGGUCUUUGCUCGUCACCAGCAGUGCCAGACGAGACCAUACCGGAAGACGCGGUGGAUGCGCACUCCGACGCUGGCUGGAAUGCAUCAGAACUCAAGGCUCGAGACGUCUUGGCUGCUUUGUUGGAUAUAGAGCCAUCCGGAAUCCGCCGUACAGAUCCCUUCUAUCGGCUCGGGCUAGACUCUAUUCUUGCGAUUAGGUUUGCACGAGAGCUUCGCGCGGUGGAGAUCAGGAAAAGUCCGGUACAGAUAGUUCAGGCCGGCAGUCUUGGGACACUGUUCUCGGAAAGGUCCCCGGAAAUGACAAGCACGAAGAGCUUCGUUCAGGCACGCUCGGCCGCAGUCUCUUCGUUACCACAGUUGCGCAACAAGGCGCCGUCUUGCUCCACGGCUAUCGACUUCAAGCUCAAAGAACUUUUCGUGCCGCUUCACGAAACGGACAAGGCUGAAGCCAUCUACCCUUGUACACCCUUGCAAUCUGGAAUGUUGACUCUCAGCAGCGGUGCAGCGCAGUCUGGAUAUCGUCAAGUCCAUGCACUCCGUUUGCGGUCGGACAUCAACUUGGAUAAGCUUCGAGAUGCCUGGGCAUCAGUUGUUGAGACCAACGACAUUCUGCGUACUACGUUCCAUCUCGAUGACUCUGAAGACUCGCAAUGGCUGGCCAUCGUUCACAAGCAUGCACCAAUCGUGUGGAGCCAUGGACCCGGUUCAACAGCUCCAACUGCAUUGGAUAGUAUGCCACCCGUUGGCGUGACCGUUGAUGCAGGGGUUGCACGUUUCGCCUUGCAUCAUGCAGUAUACGACGGCGUGUCGCUGCCCCUAAUGUUCGCUCAAUUGAGAGAAGCGUACGCCAACGGCAAUCGCUUGCCGGCGCGCAAGCCAUUUCACGCCGUAGCGCGCGCCUUGACAGCAAAUCGUGCCGAGCACGAAGAGUACUGGUGCAACAAGCUAAGCGGAUUCAGAGGCAUCAGCCCUAGGCCUCCGUUCCCAGAGAAAGUAAGGACACGAGCGAGCUGUUUCCUCGACAUACCCGGGCAAAGCGUAAGGACAGCUUGCAAAGAACUAGGCGUCACCUUGCAAGCCAUUUGCAUGUUGGCCAACGCCAUGAUGCUCGCGAGCUCGUACGUAGGCCACCGUGAUGUCUCUUUUGCACACGUCAUGGCGUGCCGUCAGCUUUCCCUCGAAGAGGAGGCGGUGGCAGAUGAAGAGGAGGUGAUUGGGCCGCUUUUCAACACUGUCGUCAGACGAAUUCAAAUUCUGCCAUUGUUGGCAUCUUGCUCUGAGGUUGUGGCAAGCGUGCAGCGAGAGCUUGACGAAUCGAUGCCGCAUCAAGGAGCUAGCCUUGCAAACGUCCAGAAGAGCUGGCGUAAGAGUAACAGACCAGAGCUUCGUCAUAGGCUGCUGGACAGCUUGUUCGUCUUCCACAAAGCGAUAAACCCUGCUCGUUCAGCGUCGCACGACAAAGCGCCAUUAUGGAGAGCGCAAGACGAGAAUACGCUUGCGGGUAGCGAAGAGGAGUAUCCUCUGAAUGUCAGCAUCGUGGAGCGCGAGGACGGAACGGCGGAAGUGUUGGCCAACUCAAACGUUCUCGACCCGCGCAAAGUAGUGGACCAAAUCGCUUCGUGCGCCCGGAUGAUCCUGCUCCAGCCUCAUUGCCGCGCAGUCACUACACUCAGAGGCCUCGAGAAGACGCCGAUAGGGCCAGUUGCCGCCACCUUUAGCAUAGACGGAGAAGUUGCGACCCGCCCUCUGUCGCCUGAAGAAUCGACGCUCAAACAAGCCGUCGAAAAGGUGCUCAAUCUGAGCGUGGAGCAGUCGAGCGCUCAGCUUGCCAGCGCGAGUGCGGACGUUCUAGCUGCUGGCAUCGAUUCCAUCAAUGCUAUCAAAUUGGCUCGCCUCUGUCGAGCCAAUGGACUCGUGCACGUGUCCGUACCCGUGAUUCUACGCGGACAGACUUUGGCAGAGAUCAUUGCGCUCAGUAACGCCUCGCAAGCACCGCGCGCUACUAUCCUUGCCAAGCAGCCGACACCUCUCGAUUCGUUGCAGCGCAAGGCCAUCGCUAGACUGCCCCUGCCAGAGGCAGACGUAGAAGCGGUUCUGCCGUGUUUGCCGGGGCAAAUACAUCAUCUCGAGGCUUGGUUGGCGACGGGCCGCCGCUUCUACGAAGCUCCAUGGGUGUUUGAUUGUUCUUUAAAAAUCCGACCAGACCAAUUGGCGAGCGCGUUGGAGCGUCUUCGUGCCAAUUACACGACGCUACGCACCUGCUUUGUUGGCGUCGGUGGCACCGCUCAGCAAGUGAUCUUGAAAGCCGGUCGAGCUCCCUCGGUACUGCGCGUCGUGUCGACGAGCGACGACGAUAGAGACCGCUUCCUUGCGCAAGAAGUGUUGCGCUGCAACAGCAUGUCUUUCGACUUGCGCUCCCCACCUGUUCAGGUCGUCCUCCUUCAAAGCGAGACCAAGUCAUUGCUAAUCUUGAAAAUGCAUCACGCACUUUAUGAUGCUUGGUGUGUUUCAAGGAUGUUUGCAGACUUGCAAGCGCUGUACAAUCGGCCUUCGAUCGAGUCACGCGCACCUUUUACUCAAUACGUGGAUAAGCUUUGCGAUACGCGAGAUACUCGCAUUCAACAGCAGCAAUGUUUCUGGGACAGCGAUCUGGCAGCAGCACAAGCGACGAUCCUGCCGACUUCGCAAGCCGCCUGCCUUGAGAAGACCGCGCGAGGCCCAAAUUUGUUGGUCCGAGUGCCCGACGCGGUACACGAUGUGGCGAACCUGGAAGCGCAAUGCGUUAAAGCAGGGACCUCUCUACGCUACGUUGUGAUGCACUCGCUCGCGCGGGUCCUCGGUGAAAUUUGCAGCGUGUCGGUGCCGACGUUCGGAUUCUACACCGCAGCCCGCUCCGCAGAAGAGGACUUGGACCGAGUAGCCGGCCCCCUCUUGAAUGUCUUGCCUGUCGCCAUCGACACCUCUAUCAGCGUUCGCAAUAGUCUACAGCAAGUGCAUCGCUCCUUGACAGCACGUCGCAGCCACGAGCAGUCUUCCUUGUCCGACGUGCUCGAUCGAAAGGGGUUGACUCAACCUCUCUUCAACUGCUGGCUCAAUCUGCUCUGGCACGAUCAAGGCGACGAAGGCACUCCAGGCAUCCAGGCCACUACUUCCGACACCGAAGCUCUUGUCCUCACGCACAAGAAGCUGCCCGAGGCGGCGGCGUAUUUCGACGACAAGAGGGUCAUGAAGGCUGUGCAGUCAAGCGAGACGUCACUGGGCUCACAUUUGACCUCGCGGCACCGAUCUCCCCACAAUCUGUACGUCGACGUCCGCCGCACGGCUUCCAACACGCUUGGCUUUGGCGUUCGCCUUGACCUCGCUUUGAUGGACUCCGAUUCGGCGGUAGGGCUCAUGCGGGAGGUUGCAGCACAUGUAUCACGCACGGUCCAAGAGGAGCUGCACACUUAG